UCUAGUGGGGAAAACAUCUGAAGGCUGCGUACUAGAGUUGGUUUGAGGAUGGUUAUAGUAUCCCAGAAGCCUCUGGGUGGCCUUUGGGAGCUAGAAGCGUUGGUUUUUCUGAACUGUAAACGUAUUCUUCUGGUCUCCAUGGGAGCAGCCAUUUUGGUGGAAGAACGGAAAGCCCGGAUGUUAUGACCGGAAACUGAGGUGGCCGCCAUUUUGAAAAACCCUCUUUCUCCGCCAUCUUGGACUAGGGAAUUUUCCUCCGUUGAUCAAUUUCCGUCCAGAUACCUACUGUCUUUAUGACGGAUGAGGUUUCCUAGCCGUCUUAACACUUCUAUUUUUGGCCUUUUACAAAGACUUGAUUCACCUACCCUUUAAAAAAAGGCAGUCUAAGGCUCCCUUAGUGGAUACGUUCCUACGGGCGGAAGUAGUUUUCCCGCCAUUUUGGAAGUGGUCAACUGCUUCUCGGGCCGCCAUCUUGGAUACAGGUUGCCAAGGAAACCGUCGCCCCUGAAGAACUCUGUGCGGUUUGGAAACCUGGCAGCCAGACUGCUGCAGGAAGCCACUGCUGCUGUGCAAGAGAGAAAGUGAGCGAAGGGGAAGAGACAUGUCUUGAGGAAAUUGCUUGCUACUGUUCACAGAGGGCAUGGCCCUGGGGAGAUUUGCCAGCCCCUUAUCUCCUGUCCUGCUGAGCUGGCGUGAGUUUGGUUGGGCUUGAAGUAGGGGAAGCUGAACCUGGAACGGGUCUGCUGCCUCCUAGAGGCAAAGUCUGUAACUGAGUUGUCCAUCUCCUUGGCAAGCUAUGACCAACAACACCACCUACGCUGUGGUGGCCGCCCAGGAAGACCACCCGGCCAAGACGGUACCCAAUGGAACCUCGACCUCCUCUCGCCAACCCCCCAAAGACUCCAUGAAGCUGAAGAAGGAAAUCUCCCUGCUCAACGGUGUCUGCUUGAUUGUGGGCAACAUGAUUGGUUCGGGCAUCUUUGUCUCACCCAAGGGAGUCUUGGUCUACAGUGACUCUUAUGGCCUCUCUCUCGUUGUCUGGGCUGUGGGAGGACUUUUUUCAGUCUUUGGGGCUCUCUGCUAUGCUGAACUGGGCACCACCAUCAAGAAAUCAGGAGCCAGUUAUGCCUAUAUUCUGGAAGCUUUCGGGGAGCUGCCAGCCUUCAUCCGGCUCUGGACAUCCCUUCUUAUUAUUGAGCCCACCAGCCAGGCAGUCAUCGCCAUCACCUUUGCCAACUAUCUGGUGCAACCUUUUUUCCCUUCCUGUGAGGCACCUUACCUGGCCAGUCGGCUCUUGGCAGCUGCUUGCAUCUGCUUACUCACUUUUGUGAACUGCGCUUAUGUCAAAUGGGGCACUCGGGUGCAGGAUCUGUCUACCUACGCCAAGGUGCUAGCUCUCAUUGCUGUCAUCAUUGUCGGCAUCAUCCGAAUUGGACAAGGACAUUCUGAGAACUUUACAGACUCUUUCGAAGGAUCCUCUUGGCAUGUGGGGAGCAUUGCUUUGGCACUCUACUCCGCACUCUUCUCUUACUCUGGAUGGGACACACUCAACUUCGUCACUGAAGAAAUCAAGAACCCUGAAAGAAACCUGCCACUCGCCAUUGGCAUCUCUAUGCCCAUCGUCACAGUGAUCUACAUCAUGACCAAUGUGGCCUAUUACACAGUGCUGAGCAAAAUGGAGAUAUUGUCAAGUGAUGCUGUGGCUGUGACCUUUGGUAAUCAAGUUUUUGGAGUCAUGCAAUGGGCCAUCCCACUUGCUGUAGCCUUGUCCUGUUUGGGAGGCCUUAAUGCCUCAAUUUUAGCAGCUUCCAGGUUGUUUUUUGUUGGCUCCCGAGAAGGGCACCUGCCUGAUGCCAUCAGCAUGAUUCAUGUCUGGCGGUUCACUCCUGUGCCAGCCUUGCUCUUUAAUGUAAGUCUCAUGGGAUGAAGGGAGGGGGACCCAGCCUUCAUGGUGUGCGGAGGGGAACCAGCCUUUAAAAAUAUCUGUUUUUCCAAUAGCUUCAUAAGGAAUGAGACAAACCACACUUAAUGAAGGAAGGCUGCAAACCCUCCAGAGUAUCAACUAAACUUUGCAACCUUUAUUUCGUAGAUUCCAAUGGCAAUUCUGUUCAUUUUUACUCAGAAAUGAAUUCCUCUGUGUCAACAGCAUAGGUAGACACAUGCAGGCCUCACACUGCCAUGGCUAUUUAUGUGGAACUCAGCUCUGCAGGGGAAUCAUUGACUCUACAGAUAUUCUUGGCUGUGAUUCCAAGAAAUCUUUCCCAAUUCACCCAAUUGUAAGGGAUUGUUGAAGCUGUAGGUCUAUACUUCCCGAAUACCAAAGAUUCCCCAUUACUGCCUUUGACUCUUUAAAGUGUAAAACAGAAAUCUAUUUUAAAAAGUGACUUCAGAGCUAGUGUGGCAGAAUGGUUAGAGUAUUGGUCAGGAGCUUAGAAGAUUUAGGUUCUAGUUCUCUCAGAGCUAUGAAACCGACUGGGUGACCGAUGGGCAAGACCUUCUCACACUGAUCUACCUCACAGGAUUGUUGUAGUGAGAUUAAAGUAGAGGAGGAGGAGGAUGUUAUCUUCAGCUCACUGGAGGGAAUGCACAAUAUAAAUGUUACCAGAGCAACACAUUUCCAUUUUUUUUAUUUUGCAAAAACUGUAGUUGGUGGGUACCUGCUUUGCAGUGGCUUUCUUUUGUGUAUGAAAUAAUUUUCUAAAAUGGUGUUUGCUCUACCCAACAAUUCUCUGGUAGCAGCAGGAACCUAUACCAGACGACAUAGUUUUGACCUCUGGAUUCUACAGCAGGGGACAGAAACACUGUAAAAAUAAGGAGUUUAAUAUCUCUUGAAUUAAGUAGUCUUUGAACCAUCCCUUAAAGCAGUCCAAGUAAAUGGCAUAACUCAGAGGUAUGUUUUUUUGUCCCAAACAUUAAUACUUUGAUGGGCAGUGGAUCAGGGUCUGCACAUAACUGUCCAGCCUUCUUCCUUAUCUCUACACAAGGCAAAAGAGAUUCUAGCCUCUCCACAUUGCUCAUGCUGACCCCAAUAUAUUACUUCACGAGGGAGAUUAAUCCGCUUCCUUCUGUCUUCUGAGGCUCCUUUGAAAGCAGAGCUAGCUCCAGAAAUGCCACUGUCUUCCUGGCUUUCAGAGGUUCUCUCCUUGCUGAGGUGAAGAGAAAGGCAGACCCAUCUCCACCCCAACAGCAAGAGUUUGGUGGCU
Molecule: messenger RNA, 3203 nt
Organism: Sceloporus undulatus (fence lizard)
Lineage: Eukaryota; Metazoa; Chordata; Lepidosauria; Squamata; Phrynosomatidae
Gene: SLC7A7
Product: solute carrier family 7 member 7
Exons: 9
Coding region: 797-1927 (376 amino acids)
Biological process (GO): amino acid transmembrane transport
Cellular component (GO): membrane
Molecular function (GO): basic amino acid transmembrane transporter activity; L-amino acid transmembrane transporter activity
Source: RefSeq, a predicted model, not a curated record